Messenger RNA from Ustilago hordei, 1317 nucleotides. RefSeq names its product putative RPT2 - 26S proteasome regulatory subunit. Gene Ontology annotation, molecular function: ATP binding; ATP hydrolysis activity; proteasome-activating activity. Bases 1 to 1317 code for a protein of 438 amino acids. The record is from RefSeq and is a predicted model, not a curated record. Lineage: Eukaryota; Fungi; Basidiomycota; Ustilaginomycetes; Ustilaginales; Ustilaginaceae. Gene Ontology annotation, biological process: proteasome-mediated ubiquitin-dependent protein catabolic process. Gene Ontology annotation, cellular component: proteasome regulatory particle, base subcomplex. The transcript has a single exon.
AUGGGUCAAGCUCCCUCUGGCGGUGCUCCCGGCCGCGGAGGCAAAGACAACAAGAAAGACCAGCAAAAGAAAUGGGAACCGCCUCUUCCCACCCGUGUCGGCAAGAAGAAGAAGCGUGGUCCCGAUUCGUCCUCUAAGCUUCCGGCUGUCUACCCCAACACACGAUGCCGAUUGAAGUUGCUCAAGCUUGAGCGUAUCAAGGACCACCUUUUGCUCGAGGAAGAGUUCGUGCAGAACCAGGAACGACUGAAGCCUCAGGAGGACAAGGAUGCAGAGGAACGCACAAGAGUGGACGACCUCCGAGGCAGCCCCAUGGCUGUCGGUACUUUGGAGGAGAUCAUCGAUGACGAACACGCUAUUGUCAGCAGCGCAACCGGUCCGGAAUACUAUGUCAGCAUCAUGAGCUUUGUCGAUAAGGACUUGCUCGAACCUGGCUGCAGUGUUUUGCUCCACCACAAGGCUAUGGCGAUUGUCGGUGUGCUUUCCGACGAUACAGACCCUAUGGUCAGCGUCAUGAAGCUCGACAAGGCACCUUCGGAGAGCUAUGCUGAUAUUGGUGGUCUCGAAACACAAAUCCAGGAGAUCAAGGAAGCCGUUGAGUUGCCACUCACACAUCCCGAACUGUACGAGGAGAUGGGUAUCAGGCCACCAAAAGGUGUCAUCCUCUACGGUGUUCCCGGUACGGGUAAGACACUGCUUGCUAAGGCCGUCGCUAACCAGACUUCAGCCACAUUCUUGCGAGUUGUCGGUUCCGAACUUAUCCAGAAGUACCUCGGUGACGGUCCCAAGCUCGUUCGCGAGCUUUUCCGCGUUGCAGACGAGCACGCACCCAGUAUCGUGUUCAUCGACGAAAUCGACGCCGUCGGUACCAAACGAUACGAUUCCAACUCGGGAGGAGAGCGUGAAAUUCAACGAACGCUCCUCGAAUUGCUCAACCAGCUCGAUGGUUUCGACACACGUCACGACGUCAAAGUCAUCAUGGCCACUAACCGAAUCGAAUCGCUCGACCCAGCGCUUAUUCGACCAGGACGUAUCGACCGAAAGAUUGAAUUCCCUUUGCCGGAUCAGAAGACCAAGAUGCACAUUUUCAAGCUCCACACUUCGCGUAUGAACCUCGACUCGGACGUUGAUCUGGAGGAGUUUGUAGCGAUGAAGGAUGACCUUUCGGGUGCGGAUAUCAAGUCGCUUGUCACCGAAGCUGGUUUGCUUGCGCUAAGAGAGAGACGUAUGCGGGUGACUAAGAAGGACUUUACCACCGCAAGAGAGCGUGUGAUUGACAGGAAGAAUGAGGGUACGCCCGAGGGCCUUUACCUGUAA